Messenger RNA from Babesia sp. Xinjiang, 729 nucleotides. It is a transcript of the gene snf8, whose product is annotated as Vacuolar-sorting protein SNF8. The record is from RefSeq and is a predicted model, not a curated record. Gene Ontology annotation, cellular component: ESCRT II complex. NCBI's taxonomy places the organism in Eukaryota, Apicomplexa, Aconoidasida, Piroplasmida, Babesiidae. The transcript has a single exon. The coding region runs from base 1 to 729 and encodes 242 amino acids. Gene Ontology annotation, biological process: protein transport to vacuole involved in ubiquitin-dependent protein catabolic process via the multivesicular body sorting pathway.
AUGCGUAGGGGUGUAGGUGCGUCUAGGAUAUUGAACGCCAAAAAUGAACAAGAAAAAUGGGAGGCCUUCUCUGAUUCUUUUACGCGUGAAAAACUCGAGACGUACAAGCGAAUUAUAGAAGACUUCAAGGUAGAUCUGUACGCGUUUAUAGCAAAAUACAAAGAAGUAAUUAACGCUGAUCCGUCGUUUCGUAUAGAGUUCUUAGAGAUAUGCGACCUGUUGGGUGUAGACCCGCUUUCCUCUUCGUCCUCCGCGCUUUCUAGAACACUUGGUCUGACAAAUUACUACGUCGAAAUUACGGUGCGCUUAUUGGAAGUGUGUAUCCAAACGAGGGCGUUGAAUGGUGGGUUCUGUGAGAUGGACGAACUGCUUGCGGCGUUCCCCCCCAACUUAAACGUAACUAAACGUGAUAUCAUUAGAUGUAUAGAACAAUGCCCCAUUUUUGGAAAAAACAGCAUCAGGAUCCUAUGUGUCCGGGACAAGACCCUAAUUGUCACUGCGCCGAUGUUGUUAGGUGCUGAGCAUCGGGAAUGCUUAGAUUUCGUGGCUACUGUCAAAGGCGGCAUAUCCAUGGUUAACCUUUCGGUUAAUUUGGGUUGGACAGAGCAGAGAACACAGUCUAUACUCAACCAGUUUAUAGAACGACAAAUUGUGUGGGUCGACCAGACAGAUGACGAGAUGUACUACUGGUUCCCAUGCCUUUCUAAAGUUUAUAGCUAUCAAAUUUAG